Messenger RNA from Eriocheir sinensis (Chinese mitten crab), 3704 nucleotides. RefSeq names its product nephrin-like. The record is from RefSeq and is a predicted model, not a curated record. Gene Ontology annotation, molecular function: protein binding. The coding region runs from base 1 to 2352 and encodes 783 amino acids. The transcript is spliced from 16 exons. NCBI's taxonomy places the organism in Eukaryota, Metazoa, Arthropoda, Malacostraca, Decapoda, Varunidae.
AUGGUUGUUGUUCCUGCGUCGAGAGUGGCUGGCGUGGCGGGAGCGGCCGGGCGACUUCCCUGCCUGGUGAGCCACAAGCACCACCACGACACCCCGGUCCUGGUGCUCUGGUACAGGGACGGCGCCAGGUUCCCCUUCUACACACUUGACCUACGCGAGGGCGGCGACAGACAGGAGUUCGUCGACCCCGUGGUGAAGGGCAGAGUCAGGUCAGAGGUCACGGGCUCCCACCUGACCCUCGACCCGCUCAAAGGGGAGGACACGGGCAGAUACAAGUGCCGCGUGGACUUCGAGGUGUCGCCAACCCUCUUCGCCUACGUCAACCUCACUGUGUAUGUGGUGCCAUCCAGACUGAUGGUGGUGGGCAGCGACAACGAGGCCGUAGCGGCGGGUCUCCUCGGGCCCUUGACGGAAGGCGAAGCUCUCACCCUCUACUGCGUCGCUCUGGGAGGGUGGCCGGCCCCUGAGGUGACCUGGUGGCGCGGGUCAACGCUGCUCGCCAACCACAGCCUCACCACAGGGUACGACCGGGCGGCCCUCGCUUCCUUCCCCGCCCCGCCGCCGCCCUCCGCCAGCGAGGGUCAGGUCCGUACGGAGCUCAGCAUCCCGGCCCUCACGCGGGACUACGUGCAGGCGAACCUCUCCUGCCGCGCCGCCAACAACAACAUCACGGCGCCGCUCACCACCUCGAUGGCCCUCCUCGUCUACCUGAAGCCGAGGUCCGUGGACAUCCGGGUACCCAACACCCCCUUGGUGGCGGGGCAGGAGACGCGGCUGGAGUGUGUGGCGGUGGGAGCGUACCCGGCGGCCACGCUCACCUGGACCAAGACGCUGCGAGGGGUUCCCACCACCCUGCACGCCCACUCCCGUCACGUCGGGGAGAAGACGUGGUCGUACCUGCCGGUGGUGCCCAAGGCCGGGGACCACCAGGCCACCCUCACCUGCACCGCCAGGAACCCCAACAUCUCCCACCCCGGCAUCACCACCACCACCACCCUCACCGUCGUAUACGCGCCGCGGGUUGCGCUGCGCCUCGGGGCAAACCUCGGCGCCCAACCCAUCACGGAGGGCAGGGACGUGUACUUCGAGUGUGACGUCGACUGCAACCCACCCGCCAGGGAAGUCGUGUGGACCAAGGACAACGAGCGAGUGACCAGCCAACGCAAGGAAGGCAUCUUGGUGUCGGACAGGAACUUGGUGCUACAAACGGUCCGCCGCUCCUCCGCCGGGGACUACACCUGCACGGCCACCAAUACGCAGGGCACCACCACCAGCAACACCCUGCACCUGGACAUAAUGUACCUGCCAGUGUGCGAGGAUGGGCCGCAGACGGUGGCGGUGGCGGAGGGGGAGAACACCCGCCUCUCCUGCAGGGUGGACGCGCGGCCCCACGACGACCUCUCCUUCACCUGGUUCUUCAACAACACCCUCGACACUGUGGAAGUGGACCACCACCGCUUCUCGGUCCACCCCGGCCUCAGUGUCCUCGACUACACGCCGAGGUCUGCGAGGGACUACGGCACGUUGUCCUGCUGGGCCACCAACACCGUGGGCACUCAGGCUGAGCCGUGCAGGUUCACCGUCGUGGAGGCAGGGCCCCCAGAACGUGUAGCCAAUUGCGUCCUCGUGAACCUGACGGUGGGCACCCUGGAGGUGGGCUGCACGCCUGGUAACGACGGCGGGAUGCCGCAGCGCUUCGUGGCGCGGGUGUAUGCCGCCCCGACGCAAGCGCUGCUGGCUACACUGGAGGAGUCGUCACCAAGGUUCCACGUGAGCGGCCUCACGCCCGGCCAGGACUACCUCAUCACCGUCACGGCCAUGAACGCCAAGGGGGAAAGUGAACCAGAGGAGAUCGACGCUGUCCGCCUCAAGGUGGCGGAGAAGAGGAUGGUGGAGGUUACGCCCGCGCCCGUGUCCCCGCUCGUGGGCGUGUUCCUGGGCCUCGUGGGCGGCUUCGUCUUUCUUCUGUUGGCUGGUGUCUUCCUAUCCCGCGGCCGGUCUCAUAGGUGUAGAUGCUGGGAGCACCACCACCACCACCAGACAGCGGACGACUCAGCGAGGACCUCCCCGCCCCCGAGCACCAUCACCACCACUACCACCACCACGCCCACCACCCACGCCCGCACCGUUUCUCUACAAAGCCAGGAAAGAAGACCCGCGCCAGACGUCUUGAAAACUAUUAAUGCUCAGCUCUUGGAGAGUGACAUAUGUCCAGAGGUUAUAUCAGCGCGUGUCCCGCCGCCCCCCUAUACCCGCACCCAGACGGCGGUUGUGCGAGAGUCCCCAGCCACGACCACAGCGGGGAGGCCGCCCAGCCCGAUACUGCUGCCCCACCACGAGAGCUUCGUCUAGAGUCUUCCGGGCCUUCUGUGUGACGCCUGGCGCCUGGAAGAGACAGGGCAAGAGGAGGAGAGUUUGUAAAUAUAGAUCAGAAAAAGACGUCGUGCACCAGCGCCCAGAAAGGAGCCACAGAUUCGCCAACACCAUCUGGUAUGUCUCGCGGAGCAGUAUGAUUCCUGCCCACCGUGUCCUCGCCUCCGGACUAGCACGUCCCUCAAGAAGGUGAGACCAACGACCAAGCACGGCAGUUGAAGACAUUCUCCCCUGCCGCCGCCGCCGCCCCUUCCAUCUUCAUUUGAGAGUGAAGACUCGGCCUUUCCGAUAACAAGCAGAGUUAUGUAUUGUAUUCAUAUUAAUGGAUCUUACUUAUGUAUUAUAUAACACAAAGGUUCCAAGGCCUUAAUGUGGCCGUUGGUGGGGUACAGGUGUGUAUGGAGGAGCAGGUGUUAGCGGGAGAGAUGGCGUGCGUGGCGGGUGUGGUGCGCCCCGCCGCCCCCUGCUAGGCUGGGUCUGUGUGGUGCCGUUAUUAGAUGGUCUGAUUCACGUCACUUUUAUCAUAUGUUCACGUCAACGCCAAGUAUGUGUCAGGGAAACCACAGGAACGGGAAACACGACUUUGGGAGUGAGGGCGACGCACCCACUCCCCGAUUCCUAGCUGAGCGACACAGUUCAGAAUUACAUAAUACUUCCUCGACACCUGAGCGACUCCCACACCGGAGGGACACGCGUGCCGUGCAUCCCCCACACAAGGUUAAUGUAUACUCCAGCGACGUCACCAUUUGUGGUGAGGCGCCCUGACCUUUUUUUGUGUAUCUCAAUGGUAAGCACUUCGGUCUGUACCCGUAGCAGUGCCGCCGCCGCGCACACAGCGGCGCGGCGUCGCAGCCACUCGCCCCGCGGCUGGGGUCCCGCGGGCCCCGGGAAGCCUUGCGCUUGGACCCGAGAGAGAAACGUGACAUCGAUUUUUCGCAUUCCGUUGUCUCUUUUUUCCGGUGUGAAUAGAAGCUGUGCACUUCACGAAACAAGUUCAUGUGGUGUAUUUUUUUACCUUAAUGUUUAUUUGUAAUAUUCUCCACAACAAUAAUCUCCACCAUAAUAUUUGUGUGAUGUAUGUUUUCUCGACCGUCCCCAUAACCGUGGACUUGUUUUCCCUUAUUUAUGUUCCUUCACUCUCCGUGUCUCGGCCACCCUCGAGGCGCGGCGCCGCCCGUAAGGCCGCCGCCCGCCAGCCGCCGCCGCUACGUGUAGGUCUGGAUGUUUGUAUGUCAUUUUUGUAAAUUCUUAUGUGAUUAUGGCCGAAAUAGCAGUUACAUGUAUAUUUUAUAUAAUAAAAGCAAAUUUAUUACACCAAAAUGCGUAUUCAG